AUGAAAAGGAAUGCAGUGAUGGAAUAUUUAACUAGUGUUGGUGCAUUGAAGACAGUGAAAAUGUUGGUUCUGUCAAAUAUGUUUCGUGCACAAAAUCAAGUGGGUCCCAGAGGCGUUGAAGCGCUGGCUGUGGAUAAAAUGAAGAAAUGCGAAUUGACGUCGCAGAGUUCUCUGAGAAUAAAGCAUAGGACAAAAACGCACGAUGACGUCAGCACGAAAACUGAUGACACCAAAUCGGCUAGACGAGAAAAGUGUCUCUCUAGCAGUGUGGACGCUAUUAUAACACGCGAUGACAUUAAAAAUAAAGUGAUAUGCAGUGCCAAAGGUUUAUUAGAAACAAAUUUAGAUGAUCUUUUUGAUGACGUCGGUGAUUGGUCGGAGCCAAAGAGUUUGGGGGCUAGCGAGCCGACGUUGAGUUACAACGAGGACAAUUUUAGGAGUAAGCGUGGAUCUCUCGUGUCAGAGGAUGACAGUGGUGAAGAUACAGCUACUGACAGCGACUGCUUGGAUGAAGUUGCGCGCGAGCAGAGGAUAUGUCUUGGUGCUCGCCGCAUCGGACACAUCCUACGGAGAGUCAUAUCUAGAAAUGGUGAGUUGGAAAAAUAUAUUUAGUUUAUAUUGUGGAUGUAUCAUUGUGAAUGUUUAAAGUACAGCCUUAAUCUUUUCUAUUUUCCACACUGUUCAAUUUAUUUGACAAAGAAAUUUCUUAUCAAAAAUUAUCGAUUUUGCGACAGACAUAUCCUGUGCAGCGUAUGUCCUAAAUUGUUUUGUUUAUUUAUACAUAAAAGGAAAAAGUAGAAUUUCUAGUUCCAUAUAAUCCCAUUAUUUUUAACACACACUAAUUAUCCUAGCCCCAAAAUAAGCACUGAAAGACUUGUGUUAUGAGGGAUGCGGAUAGAAUAUGUAUCAUCAUCAUCAUCAGCCUAAUUAAUGUCCCCAUGAAUAUGAAUACUGAUACUGAUAUAUAUUUACAUAUAUGUAUAAAUAAAACAAUUCGUG
Chilo suppressalis (striped riceborer) is the source of this 999-nucleotide messenger RNA. NCBI's taxonomy places the organism in Eukaryota, Metazoa, Arthropoda, Insecta, Lepidoptera, Crambidae. The record is from the annotation of a GenBank genome assembly.